This is a messenger RNA of Zingiber officinale, 1590 nucleotides long. RefSeq lists its product as uncharacterized. The transcript has 2 exons. Bases 527 to 1432 code for a protein of 301 amino acids. Lineage: Eukaryota; Viridiplantae; Streptophyta; Magnoliopsida; Zingiberales; Zingiberaceae. The record is from RefSeq and is a predicted model, not a curated record.
AAGCCGAUACUCCACCAAACUGCCAAAAACGAAGAGCGCCAGCCUAAAGAAAGCUUUCGUCGUCUAACCUGCCAAGGCUGCCGCUGCUCCUCUCCUCGUAAUGGUCGCCAGUGGCAGCAGCGCUGAUCUCGGGAGUGCGGUCGCCUGUUGUCCUUCUCUCCCACUGCCUGCUUUCUGCAACCUCUGACACCGCGCGCCGCGCCCCUGCUUUUUGGUUCGUCUUCUUGGCUUCUUGUCCCAUUUUUCUCCCGGAGUUUAGGGCUUUGAUCGAUAUUCGAAGGGAGGGUGGAGUCAAUAGGGAAAGGCGCCUGUUUUUUGAGACGGCAACUUUGCGCUUUCUGGUUUUCCAUGCGAAAGACUUAAUUUUGCUUUUGUUCUUUCACUCAAAGCGGCAAGUGAAUCUCCUCGCCGGCGGUCUCUUUCGUGACGAUGACGUGCACAGCGAGUGUUUGUGAUAAGUGCUCGCUGUCUCUUAGCUGCUGGAUUCGUUGAGCUCCCCCUUCGGUUUUGGUUUCUGGGGGCAGGGAUGAGGGACUUCCCUUCUCGUUUCGGCGAGAGCGGAGUUCAGGUGUUCGAUUCAUCCUCCGGCAGCGGCGCCGCUGCCGCCGCCAAGUCAGCCCAGAAUGUGGUGGUUUGCCUGUACCGCGCUCAGCUCCGUGGUCACCGCCCUUGCGUAAUCGGCGUCACGUGGAGCAAGUGCCUGAUGGGCCAAGGAUUAAGCGUCGGCAUUGAUGAUUCUGGCGGCCAUUGCCUCUGCAAGGUGGACAUCAAGCCAUGGCUUUUCUCCAAGAGGAGAGGUUCUAAGAGCUCAGCAGCGGAGGGCGUCAAGGUUGACUUUUUCUGGGAUUUUUCUUCUGCCAAGUUCGGAACAUCGCCGGAGCCACUGGGAAGUUACUAUCUCGCAGUCAUCUUCGACCACGAGAUGGUCCUCCUGCUCGGCGACUCGCCUAAGGAGGUCUUUCGCAAGAUUUCCACAUGCCCUGCGAAUUCCAAGGCAAUCUUUGUGUCCAAGAAGGAACACGUAUGGGGGAAGAAGGUCUACUCUAUCAAGGCCCAGUUCUGCGACAACGGGAAGGCUCACGAUGUUCUCAUCGAGUGUGACAUGGUCGGGAUUAAGGACCCCUGCCUCGACAUCCAUGUCGAUAAGAAGAGGGUGAUGCGGGUCAAGCGACUCGUGUGGAAGUUCCGAGGAAAUCAAACAAUUCUGGUCGAUGGCCUGCCCAUCGAGGUGUUCUGGGACGUUCACAAUUGGCUUUUUGGUGCUGCUCCAAAUGGGAAUGCGACCUUCAUGUUCGAAACUUGCCUAUCGGCCGAGAAGUUGUCGCCGUGGUCUUCGUCGCCGGGCUUCAGGCAGUCUCAACUUCACGGCGUGCGCUUCUCGUUGAUAGUAUAUGCUUGGAAGAACGAAAGCCAGCAAAAGCUAGCUUCCUAAAGACAAAUCAUUAAGGGAAUAUCAAAUUCAAACUCAUCGCUUCAAUUCAAGAAGUUCCCGGUGGGGAGGAGGUUAUUGUUUUGCAGCCAAAGGGAAAAAAAAAACAGUUCUCACUAUCAAGCUUCCCAUCCUCGGAGAAUGGUUGCGCGGGCAACUCG